AUGAUCACAGCCAUGGGAGACUGUGGCGAUGAGCUCUUCAAGGAGCUUGAAAGCACCUACUGUCCACCAAUUGAUCCUGCGUUGUUUGUUGCGAUCGUAUCAGACUUUGACCUGGCGAUCCCCACUCAAGUCGAACAGUUGCGCGAAACCCUGGAUGUGUUGAACGCAUCUGCUGUUGAGCAAGAAAACUUGCCAUUUGACCCCACAGGCACAACCAAUCUCCGAAAUUCCGAUGUCUCGGGCUCUGCAAUCGGCGAAUCGUCCGACGGCGCACCCUCAGAUCCGACAAGCUGGCCAUGGCCUGAACAUCCUGAACACAGUGAUGGUGACUCCAACGGCGCAAGUCGCGACGCUGAAAGACUCAAAGGCUCGAAGCUUGCAUACACCUUUCUGGGUAUGACAACUGCUGAUAAGGCACAGAACUUGAUUAGCAUGUUCCCGACUAUUACUCGCCUCGAAGCUGAGCGCAUCCUCGAAGAUUGCCAUGACAAUCUCAGUCGCUCAAUGGAUGUCCUACUCAAUCUUGCUUUCAUUGAAGAGACACAAAUCGCCAAAGAAAUUCCUCAGCACACCCCCAAUGAAGCGUCCUCCAUUCCCAAGUCAAUCGAUGGCUUCCAGGCCAAAGAAAACCAGAACGGCGGCAAAAAGCCCCGAAAGAACAAGAAGCAGAAACAACGUCGAGUCGACCUAGCCACCCAGUCCAUGAAUAAUACCGCCACGAAUAAAUGGGAGGCAGGAAAGAAGGAUAUCGAUUUUCUUUCCUCGCGGGUCUGCACUUUGCAGAGGGAGAAAAUCGCGUCGACUUAUCAUGAGAAUUCAAUGUCGCUUUGUGCAACAAUCAGAGUCUUGGCACAGGCUCAUGCACCCAAGGACAUCCAUGAAAUUGAAGACGACCCUGUGCUCAUUACGCAAGUGGGGGAGCUCGGUCACAAGUACCCCGGCAUCAAUCCGAUCACUCUCACUGGUCUGAUUCGAAUUGCGAACAAUGAGAUCUCAGCCGCAGAUGAGCUCGCUGAUACCUUGGCCCGCCGGCCGGAUCUCACUUCUGCUUCAAAUAUCAUCAGUUUCGUGUCAGCCCCGGUCGCCCUCGACGACGAAGAGGAGAAUACACCCCCGGUUCAGCAGACAGAGAGUGCUUCGGAUUUCAUGGAUUUCAGCGAAGCCGCCGCUGCUGCCAACUCCCACUUCGCAGCCCGAUCAGUUGCCCUCGCCCAAGCAUCCCAGUCCGCCCGCCGCGCCCGCUCCAACCCUCUCUACGGCGGCGCCUCCGCCUAUUACCGGGACGUUAGCAAUGAGCAACGCCAGCUCGCCAUGCGGCACCUGGCCACAGCCUCUGAUCGGCUGGUGGCCCGUCAGUCCUCUCAAUACGACCUGGAUCUGCACGGUGUGACGGUUGCCAAUGCCGUUAGAAUCGCUCGUGAAAGGGUGCAGGCGUGGUGGGACGGAUUGGGAGAUCAGAAGUAUGUUCGUGGUGGGGGACAGAGCUCCCACGGCGGGUUCAAUAUUGUGUGCGGUGUUGGUAACCACUCCCAAGACCGCAAGUCACAUAUUGGACCCGCCGUGUGGAACAUGCUGUUGAAGGAGGGAUGGCGUGUGGAGCUCAAUCGGGGCUCUAUGCUGGUGACCGGCGUGAACCGCCGUUGA
Molecule: messenger RNA, 1644 nt
Organism: Penicillium crustosum
Lineage: Eukaryota; Fungi; Ascomycota; Eurotiomycetes; Eurotiales; Aspergillaceae
Exons: 2
Coding region: 1-1644 (547 amino acids)
Molecular function (GO): ubiquitin binding
Source: RefSeq, a predicted model, not a curated record